This is a messenger RNA of Passer domesticus (house sparrow), 13994 nucleotides long. It is a transcript of the gene WDFY4, whose product is annotated as WDFY family member 4. Gene Ontology annotation, biological process: antigen processing and presentation. The transcript has 69 exons. Gene Ontology annotation, molecular function: protein binding. The coding region runs from base 3975 to 13547 and encodes 3190 amino acids. NCBI's taxonomy places the organism in Eukaryota, Metazoa, Chordata, Aves, Passeriformes, Passeridae. The record is from RefSeq and is a predicted model, not a curated record.
ACCCUCUGCCACAGGUCCAGGACCUCUAUUUAAGCCCAGGCUUGGGCUUCAUAUCCAACUUAAACUAUCUAGUAGGAACUUUAGCUUUCAGCGUGUCUGUAGUGAAGUAUUGAUGAAUUCGGGUUAUGAUUAGAGACUGUUUUUUUAGCUAGAUCUUACAUCUCCUUCAGUGCUAUGGAUCUACCUAGUAAUUAGAAGAUUGUGUCAGCAUGAUGCACCUGGAUCAAAGCCCAAGAUCAAAUCACUGUGGACUUUGGCCCCACUGAAUCUCAGAUCCAGUUUAUUUAGACUGUAACCAAAAUUGCAAUCUGUUUUAAUAUGUUAUGAAAUGGAAUUAAUGGAACAGGGUCCAGAGAAACAAGGCAAGACCGCGGUGUCCAUUUUGAGAUCAAUAAGUGCAGCAACAUUUCUUCUGCAAGCCCUUGCCCCACUAUCACCUUCAUAUCAUCACAGAUCUAAGAGGGCUGCUGCUGCUGUCAAAUCAGGAAAAUCACAGUUGAAGAUCUUCCCUUCAUGACUGCCUCUUUUAAAUAGACCUUCCCUGUACCUUUGAGAACAGUGACAGUGAUAGAUCCUUCGACAAGGAGAUGCAGGACCUCAUGAAUCAGCUGCAUAAAACACAGGAACCUGGCAAUUGCUUAUCCCAUCUGUCACCUAUGGGCCUGGAAGAAAUGAGGUCCUUGGCUGGGAGAGGAGAUAAAGAAAUGCAUUAUUUAAAACUUGAAUGCUAUCUUUGCAGAAUGAAUGUUACUUUUUUUUCUUUUAGUGGCAGGAAUGAAAGAGCAGUGCAUGCAUAUAUUAGACACCUUGGACUGAAACUGGCAUCCUCAGGAAUGUAUCUACUGCUGCCUCAGGGAAAAAUAUAGUAAUUUAGGCAGAUCUGAUUCAAAAUGAAACUAGGGUGAAAACUGGAGGCUAGGUGAAAAAUGGAGGGAGCUAAAAAUUUCAAAUGUGCUGUUAUUUUAACACUGACCCAUUUUUCUUCAGUUUCAAAUCAUUUUAAGCAGAGAAGAAAAUAAUGAAAUUAAAAUAGAGUUGUUAAUGACUUCCAGACUUGGGGUUUGGAGGCCCAGGUACUAUUUGUGGCUUUGCCACUGGCUGGGUAUGUCAUUUCAAUUCUUAAUGCUACUGUUUCCAGCCUGUGAAAUGGAGUCUGUAAAACUGAAAAUCUCUCUGAUAAGGUGUAUAGAAGAAUAAGAAAUAUUACUUAUUAUGUCUAAGUGUUAUCUGAAAAUAUGUUCCCAUGAAUAUUUUUUGAUCAAAAUGUUAUGGAAAAAAAUGUGGUAUUAUUUAAAAAAAAUAUUUUCAACUUCUCUAUGGGUGAAGAAAAUUUAGGAAUCAUAGUAUUUUAAAGCAUCAUUCAUUUUAGAGCAGAUAUUGUCCCAUUAAAGAUCGUCUUAGCUUGGUAAUCAGCAUCUUAUUUACAGGGAAACCAAUUUCCUGGAAGAAGACAAAUGCUUCUUCCCUAUGCUUACUCCAAUAUUCAUAUGUGGAGCAGACUCAUUUGGACUAUCCAACCUGUUUAUUUUUACAAAUGUCUUCUCAACCUGUGGAGGUUGUCCGCUCACAACUACAGUAUAAUGAGUGUGCAUAGAGAUACUUCAUUAGAAAAGUCAGAAAUCUGUAGGGCCAAAAAAUCCCAUGGUUCUAAAUCCUUAACAAGAUUCCCAAGCUUGGGAAUUUCAACUUGGAAAAAAUAAGAUACUGAAAAGUUCUAUAUUACUGGAUUUUCAGAGAGAACCAAACAAUUCAUGAAAGUUUUAUGAAUGGGAUUUUUGUUUUGUUUAAAAGCAACAAAAUAGCCCUCUAAAAAUCACCCACUUGAACUCCCCACCAAAAUAAUUUGUCUCAGUAUAUUCUUGUUUGUUAUCCUUUAUCUAGCCUUACUAAUAUUUUCGUUCAAGGGAAAAAUGCCUUUCCAAAACAAAGCAAAGUUUCAUUUUGAAAGUAUCAAAAACCAUCUGUUAAACUAAAUAUCCUUAUGUUUUUUCUUUUGCCAAUGCCGACAAAAUUUAAAGGUAAUUUGCUUCCCCCAGAGUUUUAUUCUUCAUCCACAAUCUGCUCUGCUACAUGCUGACACCUUUAUAAGCUGUGUCCCUAAAGGGAGAAGGUCAAAGUACACCACUGUUUUCUAAGUGGCUUCUCUGCUGGGUGCCCCGCUAAAACCUGUCCAUUCCAGAAGCUGGUGGGAGUGUGAAAAUGUAAUCCUAUAAAUGCCUAAAUAGCUGAAAGCAUGUCAACAGGCAGGUGAGUGAUUAUAUUUUGUGCUGUGGUACUCUACUGUCUCGUUUUUUAAGAUGGUCUCAGGAAAAGAAAUGGGAGCUGCAGCUCUAAGGUGAAAAUGAACUGUGUACAUGCAGGUCUGUGAGGUUUUGGCUGCUGAAGCAAGAGCAGCCCUUGCAAGCCCUUCUGUUGUGCUGCCACCUCGUGACGCUCAGGGAGGAUGGUGCCAGCACAAAAGAUGCUCAGAAUGAAGAUGCCCGGGUUACUGCUGAGAACCACAAAGCAAGUAAUGUUCUCUGGAGCUCAGAGAGAGGCUAAAAGGCUGUGAGGUAUGGUGUCCUAUUUAAGAUCCAUAUGGACAAAAUUGGCCUGUGGAAAGGGGAGAGCUCUGAAUAUAUCUGGCAGGAAUGCCUGUAUUCGGUAAAGGCUGUCUGUCUGAAUUUUUCAUCUUUAUUCUCAUCUCAUUUGAGAAAAAAAAAAAAAGAAAUAAAAAUAGAAAAUAAAAGUUUAUUGGAAAUUAAAAAAUAUAAGACAUGAAAUAGAAAUAAAAAUGCCACCAGAGCCUAAGGGUUUAGUCAUAUUCUUGUCAUCUGUGCAUUUCAGAUGUCUUUUAAGAUGGAUCCCCCCUCUGAGCUAUUCUUCCACUUGUGCCAAAUAAAGUACAAGCCAUGUGUCUGAUUUUAACUUUUUUUUUUAAUAGCGGGGCAAACCUCUCAGAUUCCAUUCUGAAUGCAAGGUCCCAGACUUUGACAGGGUAGGUUUCUGAUUCCUUCAAGCUAGAGGCAUCUGUAUUGUGACUGAGGUACUGAGAUACAAACCAAUUAUUUAAGCUUCACCUUAUGACUGCUGUCUGUUUUCCAGACAGCUUAGCAACUCUUGUUAUGAAUAAGCCUUUGUGGACCUCCAUGUGAAGCCUGCCAUUCACAUUUCCCUGCUUACAGCCAGGCAGUUCUUGAGGGCAUGAUCCUAGAGAGCCUGUGUCUGGACUGGCAUCCUAACAUGCAGCUUUGCAGAAGGAAUUCUCUGAUUUGUCAGAACUGGGCACUGCUCUGCAGCCCUGCAAUGGCACAAAUGCAGCAAAAGGGACUCCUGUGUGGCACGGAGCUGCUGAGGAGCCUGUUGCACUUCCCUCUUGUGGUGAGCCCCACUGCAAGGGCUUUGACCUCCAGAGCAGAGCCAGCCAAAGAGGUGGGGUGGCCUCUGUACACGUGCUGCCCCACGCCUCCCCUGUGUGUGUGUCCGAGGAGAGGAGCUGAGCUGCUCAGACCCACAGUCCUGCAGCUUCUUUGUGCCUGCUGCUUUUGCUUCCUUGGGAGGAUGUGCUGAAGGAGCUGAAUGCCUCCUUCAUUGCAUAUUUCAAGUGAAGCAGAGAUUAAGAGAGUGGGCGUGUUGAAACUGGACUUGCAGACCCAUCAACAGUUAGUGAGGUAUGAAAAAGAGAAAUGGUACUUCCUCUGCUGUGACUCUCCUAACAACUGUGUGUCUGCUGGAGUCCUGACAUCAUCUGGUGAGGAGAUCUCUGCUUCUGCCAUUCAUCUCAGCAGCAUGGGUUGGGCAAGAUUGCAGCUGGAAGUGGAUCAGCUGGAAGCAAGUGCAGCAGCUAAUCAGGUGAUUCACAGUGGAAAGUUUAAAGAGCAGAGUGGGAGCUACUGCAUACCCCAAUGUGCCUAGAAGAGCAGAAGCAGCAACACUCAUUUCUCUGGAUAUGAUUUUUUGUCUGCAGUAGGAGCUACCAAGUCUAGGAGCCCAGCAUGGACAAAGCAGCUGAAGUCCUGUGGCAGCUGGAGGAGUCACCUGACAAUGCAGGAAAGCAGGAGCAGAGCCCUGAUGAAGGAGACACCACAGAAGUGCUGGAGCAGCCUGCACACAGCAAGGAUGAGCUGCCCCAGAGCCAUUCCCUCCUGUGGGAGACUCUGGGCAAACAGUUUGUAGAAUAUGAACAAGUGGCUCCAUUUCUCAUCCCAGAGGAGCAACAGAGAAGGCUGCUAGAAUUUCUUCCCCUCUUCUUAAAGGCCUGGGAACAGUCUGCUGGAGCAGUUGUAUUCCCCAACAUCCAGCUUUUAGCCAGUGAGGUUUCCAAGCUUCUGACUAAAGAAAUUAAGAAGAACCUCAAUGGGAAACCUGCAGAAGAAGCUCGUCUGGCUUUGGAGCAAUUGCUGAAGCAGAAAGGGGAAGCAGGAGAUGGCCAUUUGCUCCUGAAAUCAGUGUAUCUGCUCUCACAGACUGACUUGAGGACCAUGUGGAACAUUAUUGGAUCUGGACUCCCAGCUGCUCUGAUGCAGUGUCUGUACCUUUUCUUUACUGUCCCUCUGAAGAAAACCAGUGAUGACAGGGAGACAAGUGAGGAUGAUGCCAAAACUCAGGAAAUGCUUGUUAAGAUAAUGCUUAACAUGUACAAAGAGGAACAAGGCAUAGAGGAACUACUGGCAGCUGAUAAGCUUCAGUCAUUAAUUAUAGCAACUUCUUCUCUGUGGGACCAGUGCAGCCACUCAUGGAAAGUACCUACAGGCCGUGUGCUAAGAACAAUUUCCAAGGCUCAGACCAAAACCAGCAUUGUGUAUCUACAAGCUGUUGACUGCAUUAAAAUAGCUGUUCAGAAUCUCUUUACACUGGCUGAUACUCUACCUGCUUGUGAUGUGUGUGAAGCUGCCAGCAUCGUGCUGAGCUUUGUGAAAGAUUCUUAUCCUGUAUCAUCAGCUUUAUUAACAGAGUUUGAAAAUAAUGAUGGCUACCAACUCCUGCUAAAAAUUUUACUCAGAUGUGAGGGUUUGCAGCAAGAUGAAGGAGACCCCUAUCUGGAUGAGAUCUUGGACAUGCUGACUUGCCUUACAACCUGUGGAAAAACUGAACUGAAAGUUUCUGGCAAUAUUGUGCACCCACAAUUGCCACACUUUGAUUUUGAACGGAGACAGUCUUCUGGAAUGACAGUGAAAAACCUCCAGCCUUUCCAGGUAUUGCAAUCCAUUUUCCAGAGAAGCAAUGAUCAGCACCUGUGUGGAAGAAUCUUGUCAGCAAUUGGGACCAUAUGGGCUUGGGACAGAGUGAACUUCUUUCUUCUGGAAUGGACACUGCAACCUAUCAACCAGUUCACUGACAUCAUUCAUUUCAAACCACACCCAGUCCAAGUCCAGUUCUUCAGACUGGUGGAGUCCAUAGUCCUGGACCUGUCCUAUGUUCCCCAUGAGAUUUUGAAGAAGGUUCAGUAUUUGAUAAAGGAAAACACAGUGCCAUUCUGCACCUUAACAGCUCUCCAGUGCCUUCUCAGCAUGACCCAGAAGGACCUGUUAUUUAGUGAUAUUUUCCGUGACUCCGGGCUCUUAGGCUUGCUGCUGGCACUUUUGAGGAAGGAAGCCAAGAUAUUGAGGAAGUCAGCUGGAACUCAUUUGCCUAGCCUGAAAGAAGGCACUGAGAAGGAAUUAAAUGUUGUGAUGCUGAAAAUGGUGGCUGCCCUUACAGCAAGGUCUGUGAGGAACACAGUUGUUCUGAAGGACUAUGGAAUGGUGCCAUAUAUCAAGAUAUUUUUGGAUGAUGAGUGCUACAGGAGUGCUACUCUCAGCAUCUUGGAGCAGUUAUCAGUCAUCAAUUAUGAAGAAUAUAUGAGCAUUAUUAUUGGGGCCCUCUGUUCUUCCACUCAAUGGGAGCUGCAUCUGAAACUAGAUCUUCUGAAGUCACUCUUGAGGAUACUGGAGAGCCCCAAGAGCCAUUCAGCGUUCAGAACCUGCAGUGGAUUCAAUGGGCUCCUGUCCCUCCUCUCAGACAUGGAAGGUGCUCUGCAGGACCCCCCAUCAGGGCAGUGGGCAGCAGUUGGACACAAUUGCAUAUUGGAGCUGGUUUUCUAUGCUCUCCAGGGGAUAACUGCAGCCCUGCACCUAGACCCUGUCAACAGCACCUUCUUCCAGAGAAAUGGUCUCUUUGAAAAGAUGGCAGAGGAUCUUGGAUCACUUGGAUGCUUCUGGACAGAAGGGAAAAGUCAAAUUCUUGUGAGCCUUGAGAAGACAAGGACAUUUGCAGAAUUCUUGGAUGCAGCAUUCUGUUCUUCAGAACCUCUCCCAGAAUGGCUAAAAAACUGCAUUUGGAUUCUGAGUUUUCUUGAUCAUAUGGUCAAAGGAACCCUCCAUCAGGAAAGGUACUUUAAGGAGAGGAAGCCAGAAAUGGGAGAAGAAGCAAGAGAUGGUCAGGAGGCACCCCAAGAUCAAGAAGAGCAUCCUUUUGCUUUCAAAAGACCAGGCAACAAAUUACCUGCCUCCGCCUAUAUGCUGUGGGGGAACCCUGAAGAGAAGCUGGAAAUGAGAGACUGCACCAUUGUACACCCAGGUGCUGUCUGUGUCAUGGUGAGGUUGCUGCCAAAGCUGUACAAAGAAGGAUAUGCUCAGCUUUCCCAGGAAAUCCAGUGUGCUCUGGUUGACCAUAUCCAGUCCUUGGUGAAGUCAGAGAAGAGUCGUCAGGUGAUGUGUGAAUCUGGCCUGCUGAGCACAGUCAUAACCUCCUGCCAAGAUGCUUUCUGCAGUGACAGUCACCCCCUGCACCUGCCCCUCACUCGGGUGUUUGAGAAGCUCGCAUCACAGGCUGUUGAGCCACAUGUGUUAAGACAAUUUUUGUGGUUGGGAGGUUCUCCACCUUCUCAGCCCAGCACAAACAAGACCAAGGUCCUUUCCUGUCAGGGGAGUGAUUCAGCUAAUGCAGGUUCAGAAGAGAGUGUGGUGGACAGUAAAUCUGACCCUCAGACCGCUGUGCCUGCCAGGACCUCUCCUUGGCUGUCUAAGGGAUCUGCACUGGCUCUCCAGACUGCCAUGAGUCUCAUCUCCAUGACAUCACCUCGGAACUUCCAGCUGCACAGCACUGCUUUAGCUCCAUCAUUUGUGGAGUUUGACAUGUCCAUGGAAGGCUAUGGGUGUUUAUACCUCCCUACCUUGGCCACUGUCAUGGGAUCCAGUGCAGACCAAUCUGUCUCAGGAGGGACUGGAAUUGGCAGCAGAACGUUCCCUCCCUCCAGUGGCCUGACACUUUCCUGCUGGUUCCUGGUUAGCAAGUUUGGUUUGGCGCACAGCAGCCACCCACUCCGCUUCCUUACCAUUGUGAGGCACAUGUCAAGAACAGAGCAAGAAUUUGUUUGCUUUUCUGUAAGCUUCUGCCCACAGGAACUUUCUUUGGUCAUUUCUACAGAAGAAGUGGAAUUCCAGCCACUUGAUAUUAUGGAACCCGAGAGUGAGGUCCUAAAUCCCUCCCCAUUUCCAGGGCAAGUCAAGUUUGGCUGUGGUAAAUUCCUGGUCACUGGCCAGUGGCAUCAUCUCACAGUGACAGUUGCUAAGGAAGCAAAGAAGAGCUGCAUUGUGUCAGCUUAUAUAAAUGGUCAGAUGCUUGGCUCUGCAAAGAUGCAGUAUCUCCAGCCUUUCCCAGGAAGCUGUAUUUCCAUGGAACCCUCUUCCUUUAUUGAUGUCUAUGGGUACAUAGCCACUCCUCGCAUCUGGAAACAGAAGUCCUCCUUGACCUGGCGCCUUGGUCCCACAUACUUGCUGGAAGAAGCCAUUUCUGUGGAAACCAUAGAAGUUAUUAUUAAGCUUGGCCCUCAGUAUUGUAGCAACUUCCAAGCAGUACAGUUUCAAGGUGAGGACCAGUGCAGUGAUCAUAUCAUCGCACCUCUGGUGGCGGAAGAUAAGAUUUCUUUUGGAAUCAAUGCUGUGUGCUCAUCUCUCACUACAGUCCAAGAUAUAAAAAGCUCUUACAAUGAAGUGGAUGGUCGGCUGAUUGCCAAAGAGAUUGGGAUUAAUUCUCGGGACAGUUCAACUCCAAUAUUCCUGGCUAAGAAUAUUGCUGGACACCUCUCAGGUUCCGUGAGGACCAUUGGGUCAGUUGCUGUGGGCCAAUAUGGGGUAAGAGUGUUCCAGUCCUCCCCAGCAGCUACCAGCCUGAACUUUAUUGGAGGCCCUGCCAUUCUCCUGGGUCUCAUUGCUAUGGCCCGUGAUGACCACACCAUGUAUGCAGCUGUCAAAGUCCUGAACUCCAUCCUCAACAGUAGCCCCUUGAGUGGAAAACUGAUGAGGCACAUCCAUGGAUACCAGUUGCUGAGCUACCUAUUGAAGAGGAAAACUCAGCUGCUAAACAACAGGAUUUUACAGUUAAUGUUCUCCCUAGUGGGCACAGCUGAGCUGGGCUUUGAGUCUUCUGUCAUCAAGAACUAUAGUGCAUUCCAGUAUGUUCUCUGCAACUUUGAGCUUUGGAUGAAAGCACCAGAAAAUCUUGACCUUGCUCUUCUUUCCCAUCUUGUGGAGAUCUUGCAGUCCUCCAGAGAAGCAUGUCAGAAUAUUGCAAUUGCUUACCAAGCACAAAUGGUGCCCAAGCUUGUUUUCCUUUUCAAUGAUCCUGAAAUCAGCAGCUCCAAGAUCACUGUGGCCUGCACUAUCCUGUCCCAUCUCUUGCAAGGAUACUUCAAUACCAGGGAUGUUCUCAGGAUUGGAUUGUUCCUUGUUUACACCUUGAAACCUUCUUCUGUGGAUGAAAAUCAGAUUUACCUGGAUAGUGUGGCUGAGAGGCCCACUGAAGCCUUAAACCAAACAUCUGGAAAGACAAUCUGUCUUCGAAACCAGCUACUGAAGAUGCUGUUAGAUGUAAUAUGCUCAGACAAACUUCAGCUGUCCUCUGAGGAAAAAGAAAAGACAUUUUUGGCACUGGGGCCAGACUGGUUUCUGCUGUUCACACAGAGCUACCUGCACUUCAGCACAGUUGUCCUGGGACUCAAACUCCUUCUGUACUUCCUCCACAAUCGUUUGCUGCUGAACAAGUUCAAGGAGGGAAUAGUGGCUGGACGUUGGCUGGAAAACAGCUCUGCAGGGCUGAACAUUCUAAUGGAUAAUUUAAAAAGUCAUCCUCCAGUGCCUGACAAUGGCUACUUCUUGGUUUUUGGAUUUUCUGUAUUGCAAAGAUGUCUGACUGAUCAUGUUCACAUCCCUGAGAUCUACUUGGUUGUGGCAGAGCUCUUUCUGGCCACUCCACAGUCUGAACCACCUGAAGCAGUCAAGAAAGAUCUUGAGUCUAUGUUGCAGUGGAUCUUGCAGCAUCACCUCAGAGAGAAUGUCCUCAAGUUUGGGCUGUGUGCAGAGGCAGCUGUGUUACUGCUGGAAAUGGUUAGAUUCACUGUGGACAAGCCUCUUGCAGAUGCAGAAGCCUCCUGGGCAAUUGCCUAUCCCGGGAAUGUUAUGGAGUUUCUGUGCUUGAUCUACCACAGUUAUACACAGGACCCUGUGUGGCACUGUCCUGACUUCUUGAAAACUUUGGCUAUGCUUGCUUUUCACUCAGGAUCACCCAAGGGUGGGUCUGAAGGCCUUUUGACCCCUGAUGGACCAGCCAUUGCUGAAGGGAAAGGCUGUGCUGAUCCCUCCUCUCUCCCACUCCUACCACACCCUGCCAAGAAACAAGUGUGGGAUUUUGUGCGAGUCCUCCUGAUGGACAGUCUUCUCAACAUCCCAGCAAGCAAACAAGGACAUCCCCUUGAGCUGCUUCUUGAGGCUUCUCCAGAAGAUGCCACCAGUGAGCAGAGGAGACUUUUUCAGACAAAAGUUCUGCUAUCUGCUAUGGACAUCUUUCAAGUUACCAGCCAAGGCGAGGGGAAAACGAGACCAAGAGCAAGCAGUGAUCCUCAUGGUACUUCAGAAUCAGCUGCACCCCCAUCCAUGAUGAAUAUUGCUUAUUUUGUUCAGAAGCUGGUUGAGAAACUGAACAGCAGAAUGUUUGUGGCUGACCCCAAGCAAAUCCUCAUCUUCAUUGCCAAACAGAUUAUGUGUGUCUUAGAAAGCUCUGUUUCUCAAAAGGAAGUUUUCCUCAGUGCCCUGUACAGCUGCUUAAACAGAGCCAUCCUGUACUGCUUAUCCAGACCACAACAAUCACUGCCUGAGCAGUUUAAUGUCCUGAAUACUCUCAUUGUUCUGCAAGAGCAGUGGGACAUUAUUUUUGCAACUUACAACUCAAACAGUAAUUUUGUCAUCUGCCUGAUGUACUGCCUUUGCCAACUGAACUCGGGCAGCUGUUCAGAAGGUUUUGGGGUGGAUGCAAAACCAAAGCUGGCUUCUUAUCACCAAAUUUUCCUUGAACCCAGUGAAGAGGAAAAGGACAGCCUGCCUACUCCAGAUGAUGUCCGCCAGGAGAUUCUGAGAACAGUGGAAUUCAUCUGGAAGCAGCUCAUUUCUCAGAGGCGGCAGGCUCUGGAGGACAUUUACAAGAUGGAUCUUUCUGUAAAAGGAAAUGACAAAGAAAGAGACAUGAAAAUAACAGAGAUCACUCCUUUAUGGGAAGAAAUUAUGAUGAAAGCUUGGCAGCACUUGCUAGUAUCUGAAAAGAAGCUUCUCCAGAAUAAAGCGGGGCCAAGCCUGUCCCAGAGCAAGCACAAUUCCUGGAGUGAAAGCCUCUCUUCAGCUAUUAGGUUCAUACCUGGCCGCAACACAAAGGAAACAUCAGGCAAAUCAGAGGGAUUUGUGUCGUGUAUGGAACGAUACCGCAGAGCUGGGCAGGAGCUCUACGCUUCUCUGUACAAGGACCAUGUACAGAUGCAGCAGUGUGCCUACAGCAAAGCAGCCAAGGACUGGGUGAUACUUGAGGAACAACUUUUCUACAGAAGGGGCCCAUGGAGAGAUGCUUCAGGAUCAUUAGAGCCACGAUGGAUUCUUGAUUGUUACGAGGGGCCCUCACGAAUGAGGAGGAGGAUUCAGCAAGUCAACACCCAAGUGGCAACGAUGCAAAGGAAGAGUGAGGUUCUCCUAGGAAACAGAAGGGAAACAACUUCCCCUACUGAAGUGAAUCCAGGAGAGCUGAUGUUAAAUGGAGCAGAGAGGGAGAUGGAUCAGAAGGGAUUGGAUUGUAACCAGCUAACAUUCUUCCCAGCUCUACAUGAGAGUUUCCAUUCAGAAGACUUCUUGGAACUAUGCGUGGAGAGACAAAUUAUAUUGCAGGAGUUUUCAGAGAGUGAAAAGGUGACGUUCAAGUGCUCCGUGGCAGUUGUGCAGGGUCAUACAGCACUGGAAGGGGUGCUGCUCUUUGGCCAAGAGCACUUUUACAUCUGUGAGUGCUUUGUGUUAUCCCCUCUGGAGGAAGUCUACUGUACUCGUCACUGCCUGUCCAGAAUCAGUGAUCCAUUUAUUUUCAACUUAUGUCAUAAAGACCACGCUGUGGGAGACCAGAUGUGUUCCCGUUAUUCGUAUCAUGACAUCAAAGAGAUUCAUCUGAUGCGCUUUCUCCUGCAGGAGAUCGCCUUGGAAAUAUUCUUCAAAAAUGGUUACUCCACAUUUCUUGUCUUCCAUGACAGUGACCGAAAUAAGAUAUUUAAAAGAUUCUGUUCUUUCCAACCUGCUUUGAAGUCGAAGGGGAUAACGGAAGAGUCCCUAAAUAUAAGGAAGCACUCGGGAGGGGAAAAGACAAUGCUCCAAAAGUGGCAGAAGAGGGAGAUCAGCAACUUUGAUUACCUCAUGUACCUGAACACUCUGGCUGGCCGCAGCUACAAUGAUUACAUGCAGUAUCCUGUGUUUCCAUGGGUCCUUGCUGACUACCACUCUGAGACUCUAAACCUCACUGAUCCUCAUACAUUUCGAGACCUGUCAAAGCCCAUGGGAGCACAGACUGUGGAGAGGAAACACAAGUUCAUCCAGCGCUUCAAUGAAGUGGAAAAAAGUGAGGGAGACCUGUCAGCCCAGUGCCAUUACUGUACUCACUACUCAUCAGCAAUUAUAGUGGCAUCUUACCUGGUCCGAAUGGAGCCAUUUACCCAGACCUUCUGUUCUCUGCAGGGUGGGAGUUUUGAUGUUGCAGACAGGAUGUUUCACAGUGUCAAGAGCACGUGGGAAUCAGCAUCAAGGGACAACAUGAGUGACGUCAGGGAGCUCACCCCUGAAUUCUUUUACUUGCCAGAGUUCCUGACCAAUGCAAAUCACUUUGAACUUGGCUGCAUGCAGGAUGGAACAGUGCUGGGAGACGUGCAGCUUCCUCCUUGGGCAGAUGGGGACCCCCAUAAAUUCAUUUUUCUGCACAGACAGGCACUGGAAAGUGACUAUGUCAGUGCCCACCUUCAUCGCUGGAUAGACCUUAUCUUUGGCCACAAGCAGCAUGGCUCAGCUGCAGUGGAGGCAGUUAACACCUACCACCCUUACUUCUAUGGAGACAAGAUGGACCUCAACAACAUUAAAGAUCCUCUGAUUAAGGGCACUAUCCUGGGAUUUAUCAGCAACUUUGGACAGAUACCAAAGCAGCUCUUCACAAAACCACAUCCAUCUAGGAAUGCUCAAGGGAAAAGUUCAGCAGGGAGAGAGACUGGGCUGUUCUUUCACUCAAGUGGAAUUCUUCCUCCUCCUGUGAGCAGUCUGCAAAACCUGAAGCUCUCACCAGUUACUAUAAAAGACUAUCCCAAGGGAGCUAUUGGGCACAUUGUUCAUACAGAGAAAGGCAUUCUGGCUGUCGAAAAAAAUAAGGUUUUGAUUCCUCCUCUUUGGAGUAAAACAUUCUGCUGGGGAUUUGAGGACUUCACCUGCUGCUUUGGCACCUAUGGAUCUGAGAAGAAUGUGACUACAUUUGAGUGCAUGGCAGACUGGGGAAAGUGCCUCUGUGCAGUGUGUCCUUCAGCAACUACCAUCAUCACAUCUGGAACAAGCUCAGUUGUGUGUGUCUGGGAAUUCUCCCUGGUCAAGGACAAAGUGAAAUGUCUAAACCUGAGACAGGCUCUGUAUGGACACACUCAGGCAGUGACCUGCCUUGCUGCAUGUGUAACCUACAGCAUCUUUGUGAGUGGCUCCGAUGACAGAACCUGCAUCAUCUGGGACCUGAACCAGCUGAAGUUCAUAAAGCAGCUUCCUGCCCACGAGGAAAGCCUCCGUUCUGUUGCCAUCAACAAUUCAACAGGUGACAUUGUCUCUUGUGCGGGAUCUCACCUGUACCUGUGGACAGUCAAUGGCCAGCUCCUUGCAAGCACCAGCACUGCCUGCAGCCCCACCUGCCACAUUGCUUGCUGCUGCUUUGCUGAAGUGAUGGACUGGGACACACGCAGCAUCAUCAUCACAGGAAGCACAGAUGGAGUGGUGAGGCUGUGGAAGACCAAAUACAGCAAUACCCCCGAGCAAGGUGCUGGACUGAGAGCGCAGAGCGGUGUGAUGGAAGAGCCAGGCAGCACAGGUAACAAGUGUGGAAAACAUCUUGUUCUCUGCCGGGAGCUGAAUCCCAGCACUGCCCUGACUGGCAAGGCGAGCAGGACGAGCCCGGCGGUGACGGCGCUGGCCAUGUCCAGAAAUUUCUCCAAGCUCCUGGUUGGUGAUGACUGGGGAAGACUCUACUGCUGGUCUGUGGAUGGGUAGGAAGAAACAGUCAAGAUUUCUUGGUUUUUCAACCCUUUGGAUGGAGAGAAAAUUUAUCCUUCAGAGCAUAAGAGAAGCAGAGAAGCUGGAAGCCUCUGGUUGGGGACUGAAUCUUAAGGGAGUUGUUGGACUGACCCUGCAGUCAAACAUAAUUUAAAUUAGACACUGGACCCCAAAGUUGUGAGAGAAACUGACAGAUAUGCACACAGACAAUGAGAUUUUUGUAGUAUUUGUCUUGGGAAAACUUUUGUAUUUAAAAUGUUAUUUUAGAUACUGAAUUUGACAUAAUACAUUUUAUUUCACAAAUAUUAUUUAGCAAAUAAAACUGCCUUGAUUAUGGCAAAGAGAAGUGUAGCUUAAUAAUAACAUAUUGUAUUUUUAAUAUAAUGAGAUAAAAAAUACUCAGGCUUCAAACAAGUAAGUGAAUAUGUCCCAGUAUUUUUUGUU